Messenger RNA from Polyodon spathula (Mississippi paddlefish), 2025 nucleotides. RefSeq names its product transmembrane protein 104-like. The record is from RefSeq and is a predicted model, not a curated record. NCBI's taxonomy places the organism in Eukaryota, Metazoa, Chordata, Actinopteri, Acipenseriformes, Polyodontidae. The transcript has 10 exons. Bases 353 to 1855 code for a protein of 500 amino acids.
AACGUGUUAGUAAAUUGUUUAAUUGUAACAUUAUUGAAUUAGGAAAAAAAAAAAUGCUUGAAUUACGUUGUCUUUUCAGUAACAAUAGACUAUGUGUUAAUACCGGUAAUCUUUUAGCUAUGGACAGAUCUCCAGUUUGCAUAAUUGAGCUCCCAGUUACAUAUCUAACAAAGACAGCCUUUCUACUCGUAUCACUGUAUCUUCACAACCCUUCUUUCUUCGAUAAGCAUGUAAAGCAAACCUCAUUAAAACGAGGGCUCAGUGAAUAGGAUGCAGCCAGGGCACUCAUUUCAACUGCAACUGGAUCCGCAUCUGAGGGAAGCCAACUUAGGUACAAACCACAGACUGAAGGAUGGAAAGUGACAGUCAGUACUCCCUCCUGGUUGGCAUGGUGUACUUAUUUAACACUAUGUUUGGGACCGGGAUUCUUGCUCUGCCAAGAGCCUUUGCGAGCGGAGGGUGGCUUGUGAGCACCGUCACUCUGCUCUCCUCAGUAGCAGUGAGCUACAUCACGGUGACAUUCCUCAUUGAAGCGAUCGCCUGUGCCUGCGGGAAGACAGCGGGAAGCGACGAGACAGGAGAUGGAAAAGAACGAAUUACUCCUGCUGACAUGGUUAUGGAGAGCAUUGCGGCGACUGAUAAAAACGCUGGAGCGGGCGAGAGGAACGCUCUUAUUGAAAAGGAGCCGGCCGGCUGUGUCUGCUGCAGAUCUGGUUCGGAAUCGGAUUUGUGCCCGAGUGUUUUUGAUAUAAACAAAACGAUAUCUUUAACUGAUCUGACAGCGAUGUACUUUAACCCAGUUGGAGACGUCCUGAGUCGCAUUGUCCUGCUGCUGUCGAUCUGGGGCUCCCUGACGAUGUACUUGACCAUGGUGCCCUUCAGCUUGUCGGACCUCCUGUGCAAACCCGAAACAGACUGCAACAGGCUCCAAAAUUUCACCUCCAUCGCUGAUCAGGGUCUUUGCUGGGGGUCCCUCACCAGAAUCAGCGUCUACAGAAUCUUUCUGACCCUGUUUAUCCUGAUGGUCGGUCCAUUUGUGUUCUUCUCCGUUCAGAAGAAUCAGUACGUCCAGGUCUUCGCCUCCAUCAUGUCCUUUGUGGUUUUCUCCAUCAUGUUUGUAACAUCAGUCGUCAUCCUAGCGAGGGGGCAAGGCAGAGGGACCCCCAUCCUGGCGGAUCUCAACGCCUUCCCCAGCGUGUUUGGGGCGUGCUCGGUGGCCGCUGUGUCCCACACUGUCCUCCCCACGGUUGUCCCGCUGAUCCGGAACAAAACCUACCUGUGCCAAGGAGUGCUGGCGGUGUUUGCUGCGGUCACCGUGCUCUACCUCACCCUGUGCCUCUUCGUGGUGUUCGUCUUCCAGGAGAAAGACAUCCAAGCGGUGAUCCUCGUCAAUUUUGCAUCCUGCUCCAUUAUCCCCGUGAUUUUUGUGAUCUACAUUCUCGGCCUCUACACGACUAUCAAAGUUUCCGCCAAUUUCCCACUGAACGGCGUUACGCUAAGCGACAACCUGAGGUCCAUGUUUGCGGGGUUCCAGUGCUCUCACGCGUGGCCAGUGGACAGGCUGCUCUUCCCCCUGGCUGUGAUAGUUCCUCCGCUGGCCAUUUCCUACAGCACCCAUAACAUCGAGAUGAUCGUGGGGAUCACCGGCUCGUACACGGUGAACUUCAUCCAGUACGUCACCCCGUCCGCGCUGGUGUACCUGAGCAGGAAGGAGGCGCGGGCGCGGUUUGGGGAGGAUGUGAAGAUAAAGCAUGCUUCCCCGUUUCAGCACGGCUUUUGGAUAAUCCUGGCCCUGCUGUACGCAACUGUAGGGCUGGUGGUUUCCACCUUCUUCUAUGUGAAAAGCCUUACAUGAAGUCGGCACGGAGAAUGCAGUCUUUGAAGGGAUGUAGUUAAAAUACAGGAGCAGCUACUUUCAUUACUACAAGUUUUUAAGAUAACGUAAAAUCCUGAUCCCUUGAACCAUUUCUAUGUAUGUCAUAUUCCCUGCUCUAUGAAACCGAAACCACAUCCCUUAAUAUAAUA